AAUAACUCCAACAGCAACCAGCCGACGCAUCAAUUACCCAAUAGGUCUGGCCUACUACGCAGUACUACUCCCCAGUGGUGUAAUAAACUAUACUAGAACUCACCUGUAUUUUAUAGCGAUACACAAACUACACAUAGACACGGCUGUUGAUGGUAUAAGGAGCUCAAUAUCACGAGUGUCAUACGAAAUACUACCCAAGGCUUAUCAUCAUUUGGGAUCCUCUAUCAUUUAAGGCAAGAACAAAACAUGCCGGACACCUCGCCAGCGCAAGUACUAUGCGGGACUCAAGGAUCGGACCAAGGACAAUGCCGACAAAGGCAUAUAGAACUGCCUGGUAGUAACUUACCUGAACCGCCCAAUGGCUGGCCAGAUAUAAGAGGUCUCAAUCAGCUUCAGGCCAGCCGCGAGGAAUGGCUCAAUGGUGAUGCUCUUGAUAAAGCGCUAAAGGUGUAUCAGAACAGCUUGCCGAAGUUGGCCAGGGACAUGAUCCACAUCGCAGACACGAGUAUUGAAGGAAUAUUUGGGACAAGCCAGAAGACGUUUGAGGACAUAUUGACAAGAAACUAUGGCAGAUUCUGCCGGAGCCUUAAACGGACCGAAUAUACCCUGUGGCCGCUGAACAUUUAUGGUAACCAUUGGGAAUUAGGUGUUAUCCGUAAAGCGAAUCCGACUAAGAAAGAUGAGGGAUGGACAAGAAUUGUUCAGUUAGGCAUUGUCGAUUCGUGGGAAGAUAAACAGAGGGGGCCCAGAAGACAAUUCGCUGAAAGUCGAUUACAAAGGUUCCUCAGAAAAAACCAAUUCACGUUUGCUCGAGAUCACCAGCGCUAUAUAUCGACAGCCCGGCAGUUAGACGCUUGGAGCUGCGGUCUCCGAACGUUUUGGGCAGCAAGGCAUGUUAUGAACCGGAUAGUGGAUAUGGUGCAAGGUGAUGUCUAUCAUUACAACGAAAACCUCUGGGAAGGCAUGACCGGGUGGUUUAACCCCGACUUGGUGCGAUGGGAGAUGAUUGGCCUUACCGCAUACGAAGCUGUUCGGGAAAUGGGCUAUAGAGCACGUAUCGCGGUGGAAGUGGUUAGAACUGCUCGGGACGGAGCUGAAGACGUAGAUGCGGCAACUUUGAUGGAGCCGCCGGAGGGCGGGGACUCAGUCGUAGUAUACAACGCAGAAACUAGAAAGCGAGGGAGAGAAGAUGAUGACGAGGCACUGCCUUCCACUUCAAGAAGAAAGACCCAGAAACUAGCGGUCUCUAAUAAACCGAAAGUAGCACCGGAUUAUACGCCAGCUGAUAAUUAUGAGGCCUUCGAGAAGAAAACCAACCCGGUCUUCCCGCCUCAGGCAGGCCGUAAAACACGUAGUCUUCCUACGACAAAGACACCUGCCCAAGACCAGGAGGGCGCUCAGACAGCCUCAACCAGAGGGAGGGAUACAAGGGUUCGAAGGCGAGGAGAGAGGGGCGGCAGGGGCAACAGGAGUAACAGGGGAAAUAGGGCCAAUAGGGGUAGGAAUUAG
Molecule: messenger RNA, 1509 nt
Organism: Daldinia loculata
Lineage: Eukaryota; Fungi; Ascomycota; Sordariomycetes; Xylariales; Hypoxylaceae
Exons: 1
Coding region: 247-1509 (420 amino acids)
Source: RefSeq, a predicted model, not a curated record